Alligator mississippiensis (American alligator) is the source of this 3609-nucleotide messenger RNA. RefSeq names its product A-kinase anchoring protein 10 (gene AKAP10). Gene Ontology annotation, biological process: intracellular protein localization. The transcript is spliced from 15 exons. Gene Ontology annotation, molecular function: protein kinase A binding. Lineage: Eukaryota; Metazoa; Chordata; Crocodylia; Alligatoridae. Gene Ontology annotation, cellular component: plasma membrane. The record is from RefSeq and is a predicted model, not a curated record. Bases 16 to 2106 code for a protein of 696 amino acids.
CGGGCGUUUCCCGGGAUGCCCCGCGCGCCCCCACCCCCCCGGAAGAAGGAGGCCUGGCGGUUGUUGACAACAUGGCGGCGGCAGGCGGCUCCGCGGCAGGACGAGGAGGGAGAGGAGGCGGCAGGAGGAGGAAGGAGUCUCACUCGUAGGGAGCCCCGCUCGCUGCCCCCCCUGCCCCGCGGCGCCAUGUCCUUCUUCAGGCGGAAAGUGAAAGGCAGAGAACAAGAGAAGACCUCAGAUGUGAAGGCAAUUAAAACUGCAAUACCAGUACAUUCCCCUCAGAGAAACACUAGAAACCAUGCCUUGCUGGAGGCUGCCGGACCAAGCCAUGUGGCGAUCAAUGCCAUCUCCGCCAACAUGGACUCUUUUUCUAGCAGUCGGACAGCUGCCCUUAAGAAGCAGCCGAGUCACAUGGAGGCUGCUCAUUUUGGAGACUUAGGGCGAUCGUGUCUGAAUUAUCAGGCUCAAGAGACCAAAUCAAGCCUUUCAAAGACUCUUGAACAAGUCUUGCAAGAUAGUGUUGCUCUCCCUUAUUUUAUCCAGUUUAUGGAACUGCGUAGAAUGGAACAUUUGGUUAAAUUCUGGCUAGAGGCUGAAAGCUUUCACUCCACAUCAUGGUCCCGCAUCAGAGCACAUAGCUUGAACACCAUCAAACAGAGUUCGCUGGCAGAGCCAGUGUCUCCCUCUAAACAGCUGGAAGCCACGGUAUCUUCUCCAACUGAUUUGCUUGAUGAAAGAUUGGAGGAUUCUGGCACAGUCCAUCUGCUCCUGAGCAAAAGAGUGGCAACAACCAAGAAUGAUAGAACUAGCAACGUUCAGAACCACUUGCUUUCAAGCCAGCAUAGUGACAGUGCCGGUGUCCUUCAUUUCGGAAAAUCUGAGGCAGGGACCCACUUUCUUCCAGCUGAACAAGAGCCUUCCAAGCUUACAGUAUCAAACAGAAACAGCCCCUCUUCUGCACUAAAAGACUUGUCAGGAAAACUAAUGAAAAGUAUAGAACGGGACGCAGUUAAUACUUUUACCAAAUAUAUUUCUCCAGAUGCUGCUAAACCAAUUCCUAUUACAGAAGCAAUGAGAAAUGAUAUAGUGGCAAAGAUUUGUGGGGAAGAUGGACAAGUGGAUCCUAACUGCUUUGUUACAGCACAGUCAAUAGUGUUUAAUGCAAUGGAACAAGAGCACUUUAGUGAAUUCUUGCGAAGUCACCACUUCUGUAAAUACCAGAUUGAGGUGCUGACCAGUGGGACUGUUUACCUGGCUGACAUACUCUUCUGUGAAUCAGCACUGUUCUAUUUCUCAGAGUACAUGGAGAAGGAAGAUGCAGUUAAUAUAUUACAGUUCUGGUUGGCAGCAGAUAACUUCCAGUCUCAGCUUGCUGCCAAAAAGGGCCAGUAUGAUGGUCAGGAGGCACAGAACGAUGCCAUGAUCUUAUAUGACAAGUACUUCUCCCUUCAAGCUACGCAUCCUCUUGGGUUUGAUGACUCUGUGCGAUUAGAAAUUGAAUCCAAUAUCUGCAGGGAAGGAGGCCCGCUCCCGAACUGUUUUACUACUCCCUUACGGCAGGCCUGGACUACCAUGGAGAAGGUUUUUUUACCUGGCUUCUUGUCCAGCAACCUCUAUUACAAAUACUUGAAUGAUCUCAUCCAUUCAGUACGAGGAGAUGAAUUUGCAGGAGGGAAUAUUGCACUAACUCUUCAAGGCCCUCAUAGCACUCCUGACAAUGACUCUCACACAGGUGGCCCUGAAGGCUCUGCCUCCCAGUCCAGUGUCAAAAAGGCUAAUGUUAAAAUCCUGAAAAAUUUUGAUGAAGCAAUAAUUGUAGAUGCUGCAAGUCUGGAUCCAGAAACUUUGUAUCAACGAACAUAUGCAGGGAAAAUGACAUUUGGGCGAGUCAGUGACCUCGGACAGUUUAUCAGAGAGUCUGAACCAGAGCCUGAUGUCAAGAAAUCAAAAGGAUCAAUGUUCUCACAAGCAAUGAAGAAAUGGGUGCAAGGAAACACAGAUGAGGCCCAAGAAGAGAUGGCUUGGAGGAUAGCAAAGAUGAUAGUCAAUGACGUCAUGCAGCAGGCACAACAUGACCAGCCGUUGGAAAAAGUUACAAAACUAUGAUUUUAGAAAAGCCAGAACAAGGAAAUCUGGCUUUCUGCUUUUGAAGAUAUAGUAAACUUUCCCUUCCAGUGGAUUCUUCUCUAACACAGCCAGUGAAAACAAAGCACUGUUUGCUCCAAGACGGCUAAUCUCUCCCUCAUUUAAAAGGAAGGAUAAAAAGGAGAGAAAUCCUGUCUCAACUACAGAGUGCAAAGUAAUGUUUGUUUUCCUCGUGCAUGUGGCAUUCACGAUAAUGAAGGUUUUUAAAGAGAUGAAGAGGAAGUUCAUGAACCCAUCACUAAGAAACUGGUCAGCUUCACUAAUGCUUCACCCUGUCUCGGAAGGAAUUUUAAGCAAGCUAUCUGGAACGGGACACGAGCCACACCAGGGAGGGGAUAAGUUUUGCUGUAGUUCUCAUUCUACUACUAAAUUUUUUUGUUCUGGUUUUUUAAAAUGUGCAACUGCAAAGGCCUCAGGGUAGCUGCCCUCACAUCACCCGCUGGAGCUGUGAACCUGAAAUGUUGAACACGUCGGCAGAGACUGAGUGAUCUUAAAAGCUUAUAAGAGUUUAUUUUUUCCUUACUUGAACUAGAUGAGCGUUUGCCUGUAAGAUAACUGGACUUUACUUCAUACCUGCAUCAGUUUUGACAGGCAUAAAAUGGUCAGGAGUGAAGACUGGUUGGUGUAGCUUAUCCUGCCUGUGUCCGAGCUGUUACACCUACAUGAACACACACAUUCCCCUGCUUCUAAAACACAGAAGACUUGCAGUCCAGUCUUUCACCUCUCCAGCUCUGAUUCAUUGCUCUGAGUCCAGCACGCUGCACUGAAGAGACUCUGCCCAGCAGACUUGCGUUGUCUUACUGUUCCAUCCUACAAGUAGAAAAAAUAAUUGCUCUCACGCGUUGUUGCCAUUCUCCAUAGCCUGCUCUCCUCAGACCAGUAUAGUAUCUAUUCCCAGACCUUUGUUUUUAAGGGCUUGUUGUUUCAUGACACUUGGCCUCUUUCUUUCCUCUAAUCCCCAUCCCUGUGGUUAUUUUCAGCGUUUGCCAUUUGUAUAGCCUUUCAUUUAAGCAAAGAGCCACCCUGUCCCUGCACUUCUGUUCUUUUGAUCUCCAGUGAGUCGAUUCUGCAGAGCAUACGAAGCACUCGAGGUGUCACUCCGUUACAUUAUCACUGUCUUUUUAUUGUAAAACAUUUCUGUUUGGGGGUUUCAUUUUAUUCCUCCGAUUUUGCUUUUUCUCGAGACUUGUGCAAAAAAAAAAAUCGCCUGAUAAGAAUUCUCGAUCAUCUCCAAUUCUCAGACUGCCUUGAUUGACUAGAAAUUGUUAUUCUGUUGCAAUAUUUGAUUGUAUAGGGGCACCUGGUAUUGUCUAUAAGAAGCAAAAAGGCUGUGUAUAGGUUUUUUGGUACUAUGUACCUCCUCUUAUUUCUCUCAUGCCCAAGUAUUCAUGUACUUAAAACAUACUAUAUUUAAUUGUGUUUUGAUUUAAAGAUAUAUAAAUAUUAAAAUUUGUGUCAAUUUUC